UUAUUCAUGUUUCAUGAAAAAUAAAUCUUUCUUGCGACGAUGGAUAAAAGAGAGAGAGAGAGAGAGAGAGAGAGAGAGAGAGAGAAAAAAGAAAAAGAAAAAAGAGAAAAAGAAUGGAAAAAUUCUUCUCUAUUUGCGAAGGACACUUCGUUGUGAUCAGUAUUCACACGGUGCACCACGAACAUAGAGGAAGAUACGAAGAAGAAUAAAUAAAAGAAAGGAAAAAAAAAAUAUAUAUAUAUAUAUAUAUAUACAUAUAAAUUAGGAGUAGAAGAAGAAGAAGAAGAAAAAGAAAAGGAGAGAAUAGAAAAGAAGUGUAAAAUAUCGUAGAUAAUGAUGUUAACAGAAAAUUCGAUAAGUGGUCCGAUAGAAUUUGGUUUACGUUUGAUCGGUCUUUGGCCAAAUUAUACUUACGCGAUAUUUCAUAGAAUUCUUUGGACUAUGACUAUGAUAUUUGUUCUUUUUUCCGAAUACGUAUACGUGGUGAUGCAUAUUAAAACUGACGAGCUACCUGAUCUCAUGGAUUCAUUGACUAUCACGUUGUCCAAUAGUUUACUAUUUAUUAAACUUAUAAUACUUUGGUUCAAUGAUCGAAUUUUCGAGGAUAUUUUAAUAAUGAUAAUAGAAGAUUACGAGAACAACGACGAAAGAAAUAAUCGUGAAAGAAUGAAGAAGAAAGUUAUUCUCUCUCAACGUUUCGCAAGUUGUACAAUUAUAUUAUAUUCGACAACGGUUAUAUUAUUUUCGAUAUCCGUAAUUUUUGCAUCUGAGAGAGUACCAGUACUUAAGAUGGAAUUACCAUUCGACUCAAUGAAAUCACCGAUUUACGAGAUAGUAUCAAUAUUACAAUUUAUACAAGAAUUACUAUUUGCCUCGACUUCCGGUCUAUUGAACGGUCUGAUCGUGACCUUGAUGCUUCAUCUUGGUGGACAAGCAGAAAUCAUGUGUCAAAGACUCGGCGAUAUCUCAUUGGAAAUAAUCAAUGGAAAAUCUUGCAAGGAUAAUUUGAGAUCGUUGAUCUAUGCACAUCAAAGGAUUAUUAAUUUUUCUACUUGCGUCGAAAGUGUAUUCAAUUAUAUCGCUUUGAUACAAUUCCUAUCGAAUACUUUGGCGAUUUGUUUUUCUGGAUUUGUGAUAAUAACGUCUUUCGACUCCGAUCAAGGCUCAGUAAUAUUGGCAAAGACUUUACCAUACUACACUGUGGUCAAUUUGGAAGCGUUCAUUCUUUGUUUCGCUGGCGAAUAUCUCACCUCGAAGGGAAAAGCUAUCGGUGAAGCCGCAUACACGUGCACUUGGUACGAACUAAGGCCGAAUGAAAGUCGAUAUUUCUUGCUUUUGAUACUGAGAUCUCAGAAAAGAUUGACGAUCACUAUCGGAAAAUUCAUGGAUUUAUCUUUGGAAUGUUUCGCCAGUAUAUUAAAAGCAUCGGCAUCAUACGUUUCAGUACUUUAUGCCAUGUAUUGAAUUAUUUAUUGUAUAUUAAUUCAGAUAAAUAUUUGAAUGAAUGUUUUUCGAAUAUUGAUAUCGUCGAGGGGAAAAUUUUAUUGAUAUUAUAUAUUGUGAAUGAGUGUAGAAUACUAUUGAUACGUUAUAGUUUUAUUCGAUUAUUAUCGAUUCAUUUAAUUUCAAAAUAAUAUAAAUAAUAAAUGAAAGUAUAAAUGGGAAAUGAUUAGUUAAUCGUUAAUUAUAUAUUAAUAACCACAAUUUCAGUAAAUUUGAAAAUGAAAGAAGCAAAAAAAUAACAGAAAUGUUUAACAUUAAUACCCACCCCCUUC
Messenger RNA from Vespa crabro (European hornet), 1775 nucleotides. Its product is annotated as odorant receptor 13a-like. The coding region runs from base 334 to 1464 and encodes 376 amino acids. Gene Ontology annotation, molecular function: olfactory receptor activity; odorant binding. NCBI's taxonomy places the organism in Eukaryota, Metazoa, Arthropoda, Insecta, Hymenoptera, Vespidae. The transcript has 6 exons. The record is from RefSeq and is a predicted model, not a curated record. Gene Ontology annotation, biological process: sensory perception of smell; detection of chemical stimulus involved in sensory perception of smell. Gene Ontology annotation, cellular component: plasma membrane.